Molecule: messenger RNA, 2375 nt
Organism: Hemibagrus wyckioides
Lineage: Eukaryota; Metazoa; Chordata; Actinopteri; Siluriformes; Bagridae
Gene: gig2o
Product: grass carp reovirus (GCRV)-induced gene 2o
Exons: 2
Coding region: 315-947 (210 amino acids)
Cellular component (GO): cytoplasm
Molecular function (GO): NAD+ poly-ADP-ribosyltransferase activity
Source: RefSeq, a predicted model, not a curated record
UGUGCAUAUCUUUUUUCAGUUGCAUUUUUUCUUGUUACUGCAACGUAAGGCUGAGAGAAAGGCAAUUUCAAUCCUUGAAAUUGACAGAAUUGACAAUAACAGAAUUGACAGAAUUGACAAUAAAGCUGACUCUGACUGAAAUAGCAUACCACAUACAGGUCCUGACUGAUAGUUAUUCGUUUAGAAAUAGUUUCACUUUCUUAAUAUUUAAGUAGUGCUUGUGAAAAUGCCAGCGUACAAGAUACGUUCCUGUUUGACUGCACUGAACCGAAAGCAAAUACGUCGGGACAGUCGUGAAAACCAACAAAGAAUUCAUGGCUGGCGUUGUGAGUUUUGCCGGCUGGCGCACUGUUGAAGACGGCAAGACUCUUUCCGAGGAUCAGGAGCCGAAAUCGGGCCGGAUUUACAUCAUGUAUCAUGGCACACAUAUCGGCAACGCCGAAGAUAUCAUCAACCACGGCUUCAAGCCGUCCGCAAGCGGAUUGCUGGGCAAAGGCGUGUACGUCAGCCGCAACAUCGAGAAGGCCAAAUGCUACCCGCUCCGAACCGACAAGAGCGACAAGGUCGUGUUCAAGCUCAAAGUCAAUGUCGGCAAAGUGAAAAAAAUCGACACCGACAACCAUCCACUGCGCACGACCUGGCACAACGAUGGCUAUGAUUGCGCAUGGGUGCCUCCAAACAGCAAUAUCAAGUCAAUCAAGUCCGGCCGAGAGGAGGACUGCGUGUGGGACCCGAAGCGCAUCACUGUGGUCGACGUGGCGUGUUGCGUUGAUGACGGCAAACGACGCAAGCUGCGGCAGCUCAUCCAGAGCCUUGUGCGCAGCAACGAGUGUCCAUCAUGUCGCCAGAGCUCUCCGAAAUUACCACACGAGUUACAGGAUUGCUGGGAGUGCGGUAGCAGGAUCUGUCCCUUUGAGAAAGCGCAUGUGUGUAUGACACCGGGGUAGAUCCAGUCCUGGAGGCCCAGCACAGUCAGGUGUGUUGAAGGGCCUCCCAGUGUUGGCUGUGAGGAACUCUCAGUACAAAAAAACAACCUACCUGUUCACAUUUUGUAUUUUAAAGAUACACUAUACCGAAGUUCCCAUGUGCAGAGUAAAAAAAAGAAGAAGAUAUAACUUAAUGUAUUGUGUCAGUCUUAAAUAAAGGUAGAGUUUAACCGCAUUUUUUUUUUCCUGAAAAUGUGCAUGGUCAAGUAAUGUGACUUGUAACUGUGGCAAUUAUGUUACUGUUUAUCUCAAUGCCUCAACCAGUAAAAUCAUGAAAUGUGUUUGUAUGAGACACCAUUAUAAAACUUUUUUUUUUCACUAGGCUAGAAUUUUCUUUUUGUUUUUCACCUUUGAUUGUUUCUGUUAUUUUGUCUUCUAUCUAUGUUUACUUUAGGUUCUUUAGUUUGGCAUUGUUAGAACUAACCUUAUAACCUAAUAACUUAUAGCCUUCCUAUGUAACCAAAUAGCAAUACUUCAAGAAGGCUGGCCAUCAGGGUUCACAAAGCAUCUGGCUGGGACCAGAGCUGUGCAAAGGGAUUAGAAACUUACAGUAUGCAAAUAAGCAAAUAAUGAAUAAUUAAUAAAAUGAAAUCACUCGAGUGGGAGAGUUUUGCUUUCAGUCCAAUGAAGGUCGCUGUAAAAAAAACUGUCCAGAAAAUCACUAAUUAAAUAUAGCUUUAUUUACUUUAAAGAGUUUUUCCAAUAUUCACACAGCCCAUGCAGUGUACACGGGGCAGCAUAUCUCUGCUGGGUCUCCCGAAAAUUGUAUUUAAUUAAUCAGAAAAAUAUUAACAUGUAUGUUAAUCGUGUAUGAAUUUUUAAAUGGUUCUUAUAUAUAAUAUGAUAUAAUAUAAUAUAAUAUGUUCUUGAUUGUAUUAAAAGAAAAUAUUCCCAGAAAAUCAUUCAGUAAUAUAAGUGAAAUGCAGGGCCCUGUUCAGAUGAGCAGCAGCACUUUGUCCGAGCCCCCCCAAAAAUAAAAGUAAGCCUGAAAAAUAUUACAAGUUUAUUAGAUGCCUACAUUAAACAACAGUUUACAAUUGUACAAACAACUGAUUCUUGGAAGGAAAUCAAUGUUUUGACACAUAGUUCCCUCGUUUAGGCUUACUCAGUCAUAUUAGAUAGAAAGCUUGCCAGAAAGUUCCACAGGCCAUCUGCUUGAGACCAGUUCUGAACCCGUUUGAAGUAGCUGAGCAUCUGUUCAGGAGUUGAGUAAAGGUAUGUUAUCCAACAUACCAUAGGUUUAUGUUUCCAAGGGCAUAGUGAUAGCGAUCACAUUAAAAAAAAAAAAAAAUCCAGUCUAGACCACAUCCUCUUCUGGCUGAAAUCCAAAAAGGGAUCAAGAUAUUUGAUUGUAGCAAAGGGUACUAUAGCCUAUAAAUUAUGUAUUAG